CUUGAAGAGACCCAAUGCUACGUCCUGAUGGAGUUCGAGUUCGGAGGGAAAACGCUGGAACGCUCCAAGAUAACGAUCGAGCAGUUAGAGAGCGUGCUCCUGCAAGUCGCCUGCUCGCUGGCUGUGGCCGAGCUUGAGCUCGAGUUCGAGCACCGGGACCUCCACUGCGACAACGUGCUGGUGAAUACCACUCAGCAGGAGGUCAUCGAGUUCGUUCUACACGGCCAGAAAAUCCGUGUGCGCACUGCUGGCGUCAAGGCAUCUGUCAUCGACUACACGCUGUCACGGACACGCAUAGGUGGACAGGUGUACUACACGGACCUCUCCAGGGACUCCGUACUUUUCCAGGGUACCGGGAGCUACCAGUAUGACAUCUACCGGAUCAUGAAGGAGCAAAACGGCGAUGAUUGGGAAGCCUAUCGCCCGCACACAAACGUGGUGUGGCUUCACUACUUGCUGAAGAAGUUGUUCCAGAAGCUUCCCAAGACAAAGCAAGUCGCGGAUGUCAUUGAGCCGUCCACUUCUCGCGGCCGACUGGCCGCCUGGAUGGACGUGAUCCUGUCGUUCCCGUCGGCCGAGGGCUUUGUGGCUGAACAGGUCAUCCCCCUCCUCGAACGGGACGCCGAGGCACCGCGCAGGGCUAAAUGCGCGCGACAGCCGCAGACUGAGGAUCCGCGGGCCAUAAAUCUACGGGCACGCCGCUAA
Molecule: messenger RNA, 705 nt
Organism: Dermacentor silvarum
Lineage: Eukaryota; Metazoa; Arthropoda; Arachnida; Ixodida; Ixodidae
Product: serine/threonine-protein kinase haspin-like
Exons: 4
Coding region: 28-705 (225 amino acids)
Biological process (GO): mitotic cell cycle; intracellular signal transduction
Cellular component (GO): cytoplasm; nucleus
Molecular function (GO): histone H3T3 kinase activity; phosphatidylinositol binding
Source: RefSeq, a predicted model, not a curated record